This is a messenger RNA of Dermacentor silvarum, 675 nucleotides long. RefSeq lists its product as uncharacterized. NCBI's taxonomy places the organism in Eukaryota, Metazoa, Arthropoda, Arachnida, Ixodida, Ixodidae. The transcript is spliced from 3 exons. The coding region runs from base 1 to 621 and encodes 206 amino acids. The record is from RefSeq and is a predicted model, not a curated record.
AUGGCUUCAGCGUGGGUCACGCCGCCGCGCCACAGGGGGCUGGACACGACGCGCAUAGCGAACGCCAUCGUGGACGAGACGCUGCGCGUGUUCCGGCUGAACGCGGCGCUGGUGGAGCGCCUGACGCCGCUGCGCCUUCCGGGCGAGCUGCGCUUCCCGGGCGGCCGCGUGCACGACGUGCGCGUGCUCGGGCUGCCGGCGCUGGUGCGCCGCGGAGACGUGGCCGCGUCGCUCAGCGGCGGCGUGCUCGCCCUGUCGGGAGGCCUGGGCCUCGACGAGCUGCUCGUGCAGAGCCGCUACAGCGCCGGCCCGCGACAGCCCCUGCAGCUGGCCGGCGAGAUCGACGGACGCGUCACCAACCUCACUGCCGGCGUGCAGCUCGCCGUCAACGUAGCCCAGGCCAGGGCUGUCCUCGACGUGUUCAAGUUCAGCAACAUCGGCGACAUCCAAGUCACACGGAUGACCGGAGCAACACCAGCAUUCAACUGGCUCGGUGUUGUGAUCAUGAAUUUCAUACUGGAAGACCAAGCAGACACACUGCGCCAGAAGCUCGAGGAUGAAGCCAAGGCCGCUCUCAACGAGUCCCUUGCAAACACUAAAAUCCCAUUAACAAUAAACUGAUUUGGACAUACUACGGCAGCAUCCAGUCAGUGCAUAUGAUUGCAAAACCCCGUG